This is a messenger RNA of Magnusiomyces paraingens, 1524 nucleotides long. RefSeq lists its product as uncharacterized. Gene Ontology annotation, cellular component: actin cortical patch. Gene Ontology annotation, molecular function: actin filament binding; phosphatidylinositol binding. The transcript has 2 exons. The record is from RefSeq and is a predicted model, not a curated record. Gene Ontology annotation, biological process: actin cortical patch localization; actin filament bundle assembly. Lineage: Eukaryota; Fungi; Ascomycota; Dipodascomycetes; Dipodascales; Dipodascaceae. The coding region runs from base 1 to 1524 and encodes 507 amino acids.
AUGGGUAUCAACAAUCCUGUCCCUAGAAGUCUGUCUGCCGAGUGCAGAAAGGCUGCCCGUAUCCUCGCAAACUUUGUCAAACCAAACCAGCUCUUGGGCCAAGAUAUGGUCAUUCCACCAGAGGUACUCCAUAACGCAAAGGGUCUUGCAAUCAUCACCCAGCUCAAAGCAGGAUUCUUGUUCUCGGGCCGUGCUGGUUCCGGUGUCAUCGUAGCCCGCCUCCCAGAUGGUUCAUGGUCUGCCCCAUCCGCUCUCGUCACUGCAGGUGCCGGCGUCGGAGGACAAAUCGGUGCAGAACUAACUGACUUUGUCUUCAUCCUUAACACCCAAGCAGCCGUCGACACGUUUUCUCAUGCUGGCUCAAUCACCCUAGGUGGUAACGUGUCACUUGCUGCUGGCCCUCUGGGUCGUAACGCCGAAGUCGCUGGUUCCGCGUCCCGUGGCUCUGUUGCUGCCAUCUUCUCUUACUCAAAGACAAAAGGUCUCUUUGCCGGUGUCUCACUCGAAGGCUCAGUUCUGGUUGAACGUCGCGAAGCUAACCGUAAGUUUUACGGACCAAACUGUACUGCCAAGCAAAUUCUUUCCGGAAGAGUUGAACCCCCUCCAGAAGCUGACGUACUAUUCCGCGUGUUGGAGUCGCGCGCUUUCCGCACCGGAAGACAAGAUUACUACGAAGAUGACUUCUACGAUGAUAUUCCAGAAAACUUCUCUGAUUCUAGCUCUUAUGUUGGUCGCUCUGGGUCUCGUUCCGGAGGUAGACGUGGUGGCAAUUAUGAUGAUGAUGAUUAUGACGAUUAUGAUGAUUAUGACCGUAGAGGAAGCUCAAGCUCACGCGUCAGGAAUAAUAAUAACAACAACAACAGCAACAGCAACAACUCUUGGGAAGAUGAUUAUUAUGACCGCCCAAAUAACAAUAGCAGUAGCCUAGGAAGACGUGGCACCACUUCUUCUCGUGUUCGUGAAAAUAGUGGCAGAGAUUAUGACGACGACUACGAUAGUGUUGACCGUCUUGGUGACCAAAUGAGCCGUUCCAACAUUCGCAAUGACAGUUAUUCAUCGCAUGCCCCAGGACGUCCCCAAGCCCCAAAACCAAGAUGGGUUGACGAAACAGAAUCCCGCAGACCCUCACGAGCCGCCACUUACGACGAUGACAACAAUAACAGCAGCAGAUAUAGUAGCCGCCGCAGAGACUACGACAAUGAAUACGACUAUGAUGAUGUGGAGUACCGACGCCCAGUCUCUCGCCGCAACACAGUGGGUGGCAGUGUGGCUCCGAAACGAUACGACGAGCAGCGCCGCAGUGAACGCCAGCGUGAGGAUGAGCGCCGGGUUGAAGCAUCUGCCGGGGGUGACAAGGCAGUUGCUCUUUACACAUUUAAGGGAGAACAAGAUGGAGAUUUGGAUUUUAAGAAGGGAGAUGUGAUUACGAUUGUGAAGCGCAGUGAAAGUAAGGACGAUUGGUGGACUGGUCGUCGCGGUGCAUCCGAGGGAAUUUUCCCUGCAAAUUAUGUUGAAUUGAUGUGA